Molecule: messenger RNA, 1292 nt
Organism: Alexandromys fortis (reed vole)
Lineage: Eukaryota; Metazoa; Chordata; Mammalia; Rodentia; Cricetidae
Gene: Tesc
Product: tescalcin
Exons: 9
Coding region: 518-1126 (202 amino acids)
Biological process (GO): positive regulation of granulocyte differentiation; protein localization to plasma membrane; positive regulation of sodium:proton antiporter activity
Cellular component (GO): nucleus; plasma membrane; cytoplasm
Molecular function (GO): phosphatase inhibitor activity; calcium ion binding
Source: RefSeq, a predicted model, not a curated record
UGUUUCCCGAGUAUGAGCCUUGCCCAGGUGAAAUGGUGACACACAUGUCUUUUCAUGCCUGGCUCCCUUGGUUCUGUGUUACAUAUGGUGCCUGGUUCCAUUCUUGUAUGCGGUCCCAUCAGUAGGCUGCAUCGUCCUUUUGUACAUUGGCUGCCCUGCCAUGGGUGGUUUCCGGUUUACAAUGAUCCCACAGCCCAGCCACAAGAACACAAGCGUGCUGUGUGCAUCUUCCUUUCUGCUGCCUACCCUGCUCAGUUUGCUUGCUCUCUACACGGCUGUAUUUUUCUCUAGAAAGGUAGCGGUUGUCCUGGAUAUCAGUCUUUGCAAUCGUCCGUGACUACAUGUGCAGUGUGGGGUUGCAGCCCUGCCUGCCUGUGCUGCGUGGGACGGAUGAGCGAAUGCCUGGAGUAGUGCCUAGUCCAGGUUGGCAGCCUUCCCUAGUCUUCCCUGAUCUCUCAAUUGCUAGUGCUGUGGUCUGCAGCCUUGUGAGUGGCAGCUGGCCAGAGGAAAGCCAGAGAUGACUGUAUGGACUCCCUCUGUCUCCUCGGACCAAAUCGAACAACUGCACCGGAGGUUCAAGCAGCUGAGCGGGGACCAGCCCACCAUCCGCAAGGAGAACUUCAACAAUGUUCCUGACCUGGAGCUCAACCCAAUCCGAUCCAAAAUCGUCCGUGCCUUCUUUGACAACAGGAACCUGCGCAAGGGAUCCAGUGGCCUGGCCGACGAAAUCAACUUCGAGGACUUCCUGACCAUCAUGUCGUACUUCCGGCCCAUUGACACCACCCUGGGCGAGGAGCAAGUGGAGCUGUCCCGGAAGGAGAAGCUGAAAUUUCUGUUCCAUAUGUACGACUCGGACAGCGAUGGCCGCAUUACCCUGGAAGAGUAUAGAAAUGUGGUGGAGGAACUUCUUUCUGGAAACCCUCACAUUGAGAAGGAGUCAGCUCGAUCCAUUGCAGAUGGAGCCAUGAUGGAGGCGGCCAGUGUGUGUGUGGGACAGAUGGAACCGGACCAGGUAUAUGAGGGGAUCACCUUCGAGGACUUUCUGAAGAUCUGGCAGGGGAUCGACAUCGAGACCAAGAUGCACAUUCGCUUCCUCAACAUGGAGACCAUCGCCCUCUGCCACUGACCAUGUUGGAGGGGUGGUUGGAAGCUGGGCGUGGCCGCAGCCCUUUGCUCAGCCCUUUGCCUAAGCUGCUUUAACAGUCAGCGCCCCUUCAUUUAUCCUUCCCGUGGGUGUGGUGUCUGGGACUCUGCUGUUUUUAUCUCCAAUGUCAAUAAAGGUUUCUUAAUGA